AUGUCCACCAAGGACAAGCACUAUUGGAACCAACUCAGGGCAGCGCUCACUGCUGGCCAAUGGGCGGCUCAAUACCCUGCCAAAGCACCAAACGGGACGCUACUCUCAUGGUCCGAGCUGUUCCGCAAGUUCAACAAGCAUUGUGGCGCAAACAGGGACAUUACAGAAGUCGCGUCUCAAACCCAAGCUUUGUCCUUAUUACUGGCUGCAAACUCGAAGGAUCAGGAUAGAGAUGACUCGCCACCUGAUGGUAGAUAUGCGUUGGAGCUUGGAGGCGAGUGCUUGCUGGCAGAGGAGCGGAUACAAGAAGCAAAAGUUGCCUAUGAUGUCCUCAAGAAAAUCGAGUCUUCCAACUUCGAUACACUCAAUUUUGCUCUGGCGUACUACGCAUACGCGUUGGGCAACCCCUCGGAAUGUUUGGCAUAUCUCCAAAAAGUCCCCGAUGUUUCCCAUAUAAACGAGCAUAUCCCUCAACCUGCCAGUCGGACCACAACCGUGUCCCUUCAGGUUCCCGGAAAUAAUGGUGCAACUCCUUCGAUAUCCUCAGUUGGUACAAGUCAGAAUUCAGCAUCUACGUCAGCAUCUGCUGAAACUAACGAUGGGAGGGCGUGGGCUUUGACGGAAUCCCUACGAAGUAUAUGUCUUCAAGGCAUGUCGCACGAGAAACUAUACCCCUCAGAACCCGACAAGGCACUUGCUGCCUACUCCUCGGCCCUCCCCCUCCUCUCAAUCACUGAAUCCGAACUGAUUUCCUCCUCCGCGCCAAUCCCUCCCUCCGGAAAACUCAAUUUCGCUUCCUUCACGCGUUUCCGCGAACUCUGGCGUUGGGUCGAGUCCAUAAUUUGGCGCGCCAUCUCCCUCGGUGCCCAAAUCUGCGAUAUCAACAGGGAAGACACCCAUAACGUCCUUUGGACGUGGUUGUCCCACUACUCCACCUGCACUUCUUCUUGGCCUCCGAAUUUCCGCACCAACCAUCGCUGCGCCAUCUCCGUGCUCUACAUCCGUGCCCUGGUUUUGCGAAACGCAUCGCCCGACCCCCCAGCAGACCUGGGUAAACCCCCAUCAUGGCUUCAUACCGCUCGUUCGGUCAUCCAAGACUACCGUGCUAUCUUAAGUACCUUUGUGUUGCCGUUUGGGGAGGCAAGUGGUGCGGUAGGCGAUUAUGCUGGCUGGGUUAUUGAUGUCCUGUGGUGGGCAACAAGGAUGACAUUCAACUCAUAUCGCAUAAUGCGACAUAUGACGCGCCUACUACAAGUUUCUGGGGACUUGCCACUCGCCAAACGGACGCUGAAGUUGUAUGUACAAAUCGUCAGCAAAGCGUGGCAAGCGAGCAACUCCACUGUUACCGAGGACACAGACACCAACAAACACUGGGUGGAGACCCUCGUUUCUGGCGCUCGCAUGUUGUGCAAAGACGCGUCUUUGGCAUCGGAAGCCGAGGGUAUCAAUGAUGUUCGAGAUGCAGGGAAACUGAUAACCCAAGCAAAAACCCGACUGGACAUUCAUGAUGCAGAACUUGUCGCGAUGGUUGAUUUGGCGGAGGGCGUUUGGAAUACACUCAUGGUUCUCAAGGAGCGGGAUGACCACACUCGAUCAAGACGACUUGCAGAUGCUCACGCAUCUUUCCUCAAGGCUGUAGAGGGGCAUCCGACUGCUGCAGCAUACUAUCAUCUGGCACUAUCAUUUGCCCGGCCGGGGCCAUCGUACGAUUUGGAUCAAGCCAUCGUCAAUGCUGGUCUUGCCGUCGAGGGAGACCCAAAAGAGAUCCGCUGCUGGCAUCUGAUCGGACUACUCUUGGCUGCCUCAGAGCAAUGGAAAGCCGCAGAGGAGAUUUUCGAGCGUGGUGCCGCAUUGGGCGAGCCAACAUUACCCGAAGACGAUCUCACUAAUGGUAAUUUUGACCUUUUAACGGCGAAUGCGAAUGGGAGGCCGAUUGAUGGGCUACCAGUGUCGGACUCCAUCCACCCUGUUAUGGAACGGGUUUCUGUUCCACCACCGGCUCCUCCUCCAGUUUUCCUUGUGGAACAGCUGGAGUUGGGGAUUCCGCCUCCUGCGACAUUGCUUUUGGCUACGGCUGAUCAUCCAUCACCGUCGAGGCAAGAGAAAUUUGAAUAUUCUCUGCAAUUGCGGAUGUCACAAGCUGCCUUGAGCGAGGUUGUGGAUGGUGCUGAAGGUGCCGAAAGCAAAUGGCUCGAGGUAUUCCAAUGGAUUGCCGAACGUCGUGGUAUAACGGCGGCUGUACCAGAGAGCGGUCGUCCUUCGCCAAUGAAUAACCUUAAAUCCCCUUCGGAGCUGGUUCUUACGGUGUCGCGGACUUCUCAUGACAAAGGCCCAGCUGAUCAGCAAGAAACGCCCCGGACUUCUGCUGCUGCUGCGCCACCCAGCGAGGAUGCUCUUCUGCCGCCUCCACAAAUAUCUAUCCAAGUCCAGCCCGCAACACCAGAUGAGGUAUCUUGGAACGGACCGGACAACAAGAUAUCAGAACGAAUAUCGGAGGAGGGCCCUGUCACACCUACUAGGGUCAAUGGGACAAACGGUUCAUCCGCUCGGAAUCGUUCACUUUCUAUCGACAGAGACACAUCUUCGAAGUCAAAGAAAAUGCAGCAAAAGUUGAUCAACCGCGUCAACGAAGGGGGAGCGAGAAUAAGCCGUAUUUCCAAGAAAAUUGGCAGUGGGGUUGUGCGACCGGGAACUUUGCGGAGAUCUAGUUCGACACCAGACUUCCAUGCAGUGCUUCGACCCACAUCAUAUCAAGCAUCCUCAAUACAUUCCCGACGACGGAUUGGUUCUUUGAUGCGACGGGAGUCUGACGCUCCCAGUAUUUCACCGCCUCCACCGCCACCCCUUCCACCACCACCUGCGGCUCAUUCGAAAUGGAACCACACAACAACCCGGGAAACGCGUCUGGAAAGCGACCUUUGGCUUAUGUCCGCCGCAACAUUCCGGAGACUAGGCAAAAUCGAGCAGGCAAAAGGCGCGAUCCAAGAAGCUGAGGUUAAAGACGAGGGAAACCCAGGUGUUUGGGUUCAGCUUGGGCUCUACCAUCUUGCGUUAGGGCAGACGCAGCAUGCGAUCGACGCGUUGCAGAAGGCGCUAUUCAUCAACCCUGACCAUGUCCCUGCCUCGGUUCAUCUGUGUCGAAUAUACCUCACGCCCGACGAGGAAGCGGAUGAUGAGGCGUCAAUAGAGCCGAGCACCGUCGAUCUUGUGGCCGGAAUGCUUUCCCAUCUGUCGCGCGGGCCGGGGUGGGAUGUUCCUGAAGUGUGGUUUUUCUUGGCCAAGGCAUAUCGGCUUCAGCGGCGGAAAGAACGGGAGCGAGAGUGUUUACAUCUUGCGCUACAACUAUCAGAGCGGCGCGGGGUAAGGGAGGUGACUAGUGCAGUGGGCUGGUGUAUUUAA
Mycena indigotica is the source of this 3399-nucleotide messenger RNA. RefSeq lists its product as uncharacterized. The transcript has 7 exons. Lineage: Eukaryota; Fungi; Basidiomycota; Agaricomycetes; Agaricales; Mycenaceae. Bases 1 to 3399 code for a protein of 1132 amino acids. The record is from RefSeq and is a predicted model, not a curated record. Gene Ontology annotation, molecular function: protein binding.